This is a messenger RNA of Aaosphaeria arxii CBS 175.79, 1083 nucleotides long. RefSeq lists its product as uncharacterized. The record is from RefSeq and is a predicted model, not a curated record. Gene Ontology annotation, biological process: nucleotide-excision repair; double-strand break repair via homologous recombination; DNA replication. The coding region runs from base 138 to 911 and encodes 257 amino acids. The transcript is spliced from 2 exons. Gene Ontology annotation, cellular component: site of double-strand break; chromosome, telomeric region; DNA replication factor A complex. Lineage: Eukaryota; Fungi; Ascomycota; Dothideomycetes; Pleosporales.
CACAGGCAGCGGGGAAAACGCGUAACUGCUAACGCGACAGCCUGCAACAUUCUGUCGCAAGUCACAACCAUCCACAACCGUCCUCAACUGCAAACAACAACCCGCAACAGAAAUACCAUCGAUUCGAUCGAUAUGACAUGUCAUCGGCCCGAAGCGUGACAAAAUGUCGUUCUUACCCAGCGUACUGCUUCAGAAUAUCUCCAACAUAUAGUACAUGGGUCAAACUGACCGCGGCGGAUGUACAGGCUCUACGAUCAGAGCCUGAGUUCCAAAGUCAGCGCAUAUAUUUUCAUCUUAAUCACCCAAUACGCUUUGUGCGCUUAGUCGGUGUCGUAGUGGCGAUUGAAGAUAUCAAUGCUAGAUACACCAUCCUAACGAUUGACGAUGGAAGUGGCGCGAACAUCGAGGUCAAAAUAGUCCGAUUGACUCCAGCGGAAUACAAUUCAGUCAAGAGUCCAUCCAAUACUGAAGUCGAUAAUGUGGACGUAAUCAGCCACUUCGGUGUAUUUGAAGUUCUUGUGGAUCGCCAUCGCAUCGACAUCGGCUCCGUAAUCAAAGUCAAGGGCACCAUAUCCGAAUUCAGGCAGCAGAAACAAGUCGAACUCAAACGGAUCUGGGUAGUCUCGAACACUAAUGAAGAGGUACGGGCUUGGGCAGAAACGGCGGCUUUCAAGCGCGAGGUCCUCUCCAAACCGUGGCAUCUAUCCCGGACGGAUCACCAGAAGGUCAAACAACAGAUCAAGGCGGAGAGACGACAGCGGAGAGAGCAGGAGAGGCUUAGAAUCGCGUAUGAGCUUAAGAAACUGGAGCACAAAAAGUUGCGGGAACAGUAUCUAGCAAAACGAGAGGAGAAACAGGAAGCCAGGCGCCGGAAAGAGGAAGCUACGAUGAAUGCUGGGGCACUCAUAUGAUCACAUCUUUAGGAUACUCAAUCCAACAGCACUAAGAUACUUCUUCGCGAGUGAAAUGUGUACAAUCCAGCGUGCAAGAAAACGUGCUUCAAUCGUAGCCUAGGGGACUUGUGUCAAAGAGGAUGGAAUGGGCUUUAUUCUUUCGCGGUUGUCGGGCUUUCGUGAAUGAUCU